CCUGUUUUUAAUUCUUGUCUCACUUAGGUGUUCAUGUUUUCCAAAACAUGUAUGGCUGUGAGUGGGAUGAUGAGACUGGAAAGGCUAAGGGUUAUGAUCAGUAUGGUUAUGAUGGAGAAGACUUCCUUACACUGAACCUUGAGACAGAGUCAUGGAUUGCUUCAAAACAACAAGCAUUCAUCACGAAAACCAGAUGGGAUGACAAGGCUCAAAUUGCAUUCUAUGAGAACUACUAUACCACGGCGUGUCCUGAGUGGCUGAAGAAGUAUGUGAACUAUGGGAGGAGCUCUCUGAUGAAAACAGAGCUUCCUUCGGUGUCUCUCCUCCAGAAGACUUCCUCUUCUUCAGUCACCUGCCACGCUACAGGUUUCUAUCCCAACAGAGCUGAGAUGUUCUGGAGGAAAGAUGGAGAGGAGAUUCAUGAUGGUGUACUGAAAGGAGAAAUUGUCCCCAACAAUGAUGGCACUUUCCAGAUGACUGUCGACAUUGAUCUUUCAUCUGCUCCAUCUGAAGACUGGACAAAGUAUGAAUGUGUGUUUCAACUGUCUGGCGAGAAAGAUCUCUUCACUAAACUGGAGAAAGCAAAAAUCAGAAACAACGAUGUAAAUGUGAGCAGCACUACAAUGAUCAUUCCCAUCAUUGUUGCAGUGGUUGUUCUUGCUGCUAUCGCUGUGAUUGGAUUUGUUCUUUACAAAAAGAAGAACGCCAAGCGUCCUCCAUCUCCUGUAGAGAAUCCUGAGGUUCAGCAACAAAUGCUUCCUACAGCCUGAUUGUCAACAUCUAUCCAGAUUGUUUAUAAACAAAAUCUUUGAAUGAGGAGCAGGUUCACCACCAUCUUAGUAACAGAGAAUUACACAUUUAUGGGAUUUAACAAAAAUUGUCCCAAAAAUGAUGCAUCCCUGUGGACCUUGAGAAAAAGCGUAAUUUGAAUAUUUUACUUGCUGAUUGUAUUUUCAAAGUGUGAAUGGUAAUAAAGACUGUUUUAAGUUGACAUAAUUUUGAUUGUUUUGAUCUAGUAAAAACCUUUAUACAAAUUGUUAUAUAUAAAUUAUAUUUUGAAUGACAAAACCACUGGGUCAUUUAGAAUACUGAUUAGUUUUGUCCAAAACACAAGGCAGUUGUGCAAGCUUUUACAAAAAAAAUUACCAGAUUCACAGAAUUCAUUUUUGGUGUUUGGGUUUUUCUUGUAUAUAUAAGGAUGGUGAAUGCUCGUGACUACCAUAUUCUUUUAAAGGGAUUUGAAAUAUCACAUAUUUCACUAUAGUGGUUUCUUUUUAUAACUUUCAAUUACAACAUUUGGUAUUGUGGAACUAAUGAGCUGGAAAUGAUUCCAGAAAUUUUUACUUUUUGUGGAAUGACAAAUGGGAAAUGAGUAACUUUUUUUGGCUGCGUUGACUAACUUCAUUUGUCAGAAAUUGAAUUUUAAUCUCCUUUCAGUAAAUUAUAAUUCCGACUUUUCUGUAAGUAAGACUUGGUUAUUGUCACAUGUAUUUUUAAUCAAUUAAUAAAAUUUACGUUAAUUAUGCAAGGGUUCUUCAUAUUUAUUAAUGCUUUUGUCCUGUUAUAUAUGUUGUAGGAUGAACAGUUUUCUCCCUGUUAUAUUUGUGGAUUUAGAACUUCAAUUGUUGGGCUUUAUUUGAUGCUUUUAUUUUUAAUUUGAAUGAGGAAUUCCAAUGAAGUUUAAUUGCUCUCUUAUCCUGUUUGCUUUUAAAUAAAAUUACUAAUUGUU
This is a messenger RNA of Poecilia reticulata (guppy), 1729 nucleotides long. Lineage: Eukaryota; Metazoa; Chordata; Actinopteri; Cyprinodontiformes; Poeciliidae. The record is from RefSeq and is a predicted model, not a curated record.